UAGCUAGAUAGAUAGAUAGUUAGAUAGAUAGAUAGAUAGAUAAAUAAAUAGUUAGAUAGUUAGAUAGAUAGAUGAAAAGGAAAUUAAUCUCAAAAUAGACUAAGACUUAAAUGUGUCAAAUUUAAUUGAAGGGAUAAUGAGACAUAAGGGUGGUAUAAGAGGAUUUUAAACGUUGUUGUUUUUUCCACAAUCAUCUGUUCUUUACUAUUUUCCACGCCAGCAAAUCUUCAUUAGACCCAUAAUGAACAUUUUUUUUCCCCCUCAAAUUAUCCCAUUACGUCGGACAUAAACAACUCAAAGUACCGCCUCUUAUUGGCUGUGCGCAGGGUCACGUGACCCGCGCGGCCGUCCGUCUAUUUGACAGCCGCAGGAUGGCUUGAUGCCAGAGGGGGAAAAAGAGACAGAGAGAGGGGAGAGAAAGAAAAAUUAGUAUUCUCCUACCAACCUCGCUAUAAAUCAAUCAUGGAGUCCUACGUGGUGAGCUGUAAAUAUGCUGAGCCGCAGUUCCCGCCUUGUGAAGAAGAUUACAGUAAUUUUAGUGACCAAGGGGGGUAUUACAACAACCCUCAGGACAGUGGUACUUAUGGAAGGGGCUACCAGUCCAUGCAGCCCCCUCCACCUCCAUACACAGCACAACAAACAGGCUAUCAACAUUCUUUGCAGGGACACCACCGGGAGGAUGGAGAGGAGCACGCGCAGCACCAAGCUGCGUCUUUCCCUGGCUACAGGGAGACAGAAGCGCCCGGUAAGGAGAGGUUCCCCGUCGGUGACCUGCAGUGGAUGACCUGUACAAAGCCCGCUCAGGUGCAGAGGAAGACGACCUGCCAGGGGAAAGACAAGCCGCCUAUUGUUGUGUAUCCGUGGAUGAAGAAGGUGCAUAUCGCCCAUGUUAAUCCUAACCACCAUGGACCGGAACCAAAGCGUUUACGGACGGCGUAUACCCGCCAGCAGGUUCUGGAGCUCGAGAAGGAGUUCCACUUCAGCCGGUACCUCACGCGCCGCCGUCGCGUCGAGGUGGCCCACGCGCUCUGCCUGUCCGAGCGGCAGGUGAAGGUUUGGUUCCAGAACCGGCGCAUGCGCUGGAAGAAAGACAACAAGCUACCGAACACCAAAGGAAAGAACAAGAACAAGAAAACGACUGACAACAACAACAACAACAACAACAACAACAACAACAACAAGAACACUAACAGCAGCGACAGUAACGUAAAGGCGGUGAUAACGGUGUGAACACAGGAUGGUGGGCACAGUGGACGCCGUGUUAGCACCUUCACUUUCCAAACUGAUACAGAGUGACUUUAGUGAACUGAAAUAUCUAUGAACUGCUUUAAAAUUACAGGUUCUCUAUUUGCAGGCCUAUAUGGAUUAUAGGCCUAUUUCGUUAACCACGUUUAUGGCUUUGUAAUCAAUAUCCUGACAUGACAUUUUAAUUCAUAAAAACUGUGCUUAGGUCCUAUUUUUAGGGUAAACUUCUCUUUUGGAAAUGGUCAGGCAUAUGUCUGGUAAAAUGAAGGUGUUACAUUUUUCGCACUCCGAUGUUAGAGGCGCUUGUUGACGAUAAGUUGCAUCCACGGUGAGAGACCGUGUCUUUGUCUUUGGAGAAAACAGGGUUUUUAUUUCUACAGGGUAAACAUAAUACAGGGUUUUAUAAUAGCUACCUAGAGGAUGAAAUUGCUUAAUUUAUGAAUGUGCACAUUACCAAAUGUUGUGACCACAAACUGGCGCUUAAAGGGGCAAGAAUAGGCAUUUUAAAUUGCUCGCAGGUCGACUUAAAGGUUGAAAAUCAAUUUCAAGCAUUUAUUUUGUACCUAAGGGAGUAUACAUGCAUAGUAGAAGGAUAAAUAGCCAUAUCGUGCAGAUUUUUUUUUUUAUAUCUCCAAAGGUGAAUGAACCUUUAAAAAAGAAAUAAUAUAGGGUAAAAGUUCUAUGCUUUGAGAAAAAAAGAAAUAGCCAAAUUGGAGGUUUGAAUGCACGACGCUGACUGUAAAUCCAGCUUUUUUCUCAGGGUUACAGGGUUUUGACAGACAGAACUUUAAAAAAAACCGUUCAUCAUUUGAUUUAGUAGGCCUACCGAAAAAACAAAGCGAAACGCUUUUUCAAAAAUGUUUUCUUUGAUUCCAGUUUAAUAUGCUAUCGAUUUUUUUUAUACAGCCUAUAUGUCAGUACUUAGCCUAUUUGUAUUAUUUAGAAGCGUAUUUUAUUCUUUGUAGAAAGAAUCAUCUCUGCUCGUUUUUUAUGCUUUCAUUUUUGAAAAAAAAAAGAAAAAGUCAAAAUAAAAAACUUAGUUUAAGAAUUUUAUAGGUGGAAAUGUUUUGAUACUUAAAAAUAAAAAA
Labrus bergylta (ballan wrasse) is the source of this 2333-nucleotide messenger RNA. Its product is annotated as homeobox protein Hox-D4b-like. The record is from RefSeq and is a predicted model, not a curated record. Gene Ontology annotation, biological process: positive regulation of transcription by RNA polymerase II; embryonic skeletal system morphogenesis; anterior/posterior pattern specification. Lineage: Eukaryota; Metazoa; Chordata; Actinopteri; Labriformes; Labridae. Gene Ontology annotation, cellular component: nucleoplasm; nucleus. Gene Ontology annotation, molecular function: RNA polymerase II cis-regulatory region sequence-specific DNA binding; DNA-binding transcription factor activity, RNA polymerase II-specific.